Xenopus laevis (African clawed frog) is the source of this 927-nucleotide messenger RNA. Its product is annotated as olfactory receptor 5G3. NCBI's taxonomy places the organism in Eukaryota, Metazoa, Chordata, Amphibia, Anura, Pipidae. The transcript has a single exon. The coding region runs from base 1 to 927 and encodes 308 amino acids. The record is from RefSeq and is a predicted model, not a curated record.
AUGAAUGAAAAGAACCAGACGUUGGUCAGUAAGAUUGUUCUCUUGGGGUUUCAGAAUCUCCACAACUUCAAGAUUCCAAUUUUCUCUCUGUUCCUUCUGAUUUACAUUAUGACAGUUUGGGAGAACGUCCUCAUCAUAGUGUUGGUGUCAACCAGCCGGAACCUCCAGUCCCCCAUGUACUUCUUUCUCCAACAGCUGUCCUUCUCAGAUCUACUGCAGACUGCAACUGUUGUACCCAGCCUGCUCCAGUCUAUAAUUAAUGAUGGAACUAAAAUGUCCCUUGUUGCCUGUGUCUCUCAAUUUUAUUUUUUUGCUGCCUCAGAAACUUUUGAGUGUUUGCUUCUAGCAGUAAUGUCCUAUGACAGAUAUGUGGCCAUCUGUAUCCCACUGCGUUACACUUCUAUAAUGUCCCGCCGGGUUUGUGUUAAAGCAAUUCAUGGGUCCUUGGUACUUGCUCUUAGCUUUGUACUCAUAACUGCAAAUGCUGCAGGUGCCCUACAGUUCUGUGACCAAAAUACCAUGAACCAUUUCUUCUGUGAUGUAUUACCUCUGUUAGAACUUUCCUGCUCAGAUACUUUCUUUGUGAAAUUAGAAAUAACCAUUCUGUCUAUCCCUGUGGUUAUUUGUCCCUUUAUACUGAUCAUUGUAUCAUAUUUAUGUAUUGCCCAUGCAAUCCUAAAGAUAGUGUCCACUACCGGGAGACAAAAAGCCUUCUCCACCUGCAGCUCCCACUUGGCUGUGGUCUCCAUAUUUUAUGGGACAUUAACUGUUAUUUAUGUGGUUCCCCCUAGAAACCAAUCACAGACAAUUAACAAAAUGAUCUCUUUGUUAUAUACUGUAGGGAUCCCUUUGGUUAACCCAGUUAUUUACAGCUUGAGAAAUAAAGAGAUGCAUAGUGCCCUUAAACACUUAUUAGUAUAUGAAUAA